AUGAGUACUACUAUUCAACAUAACCAAGCAACAUGCCGAAUAUUGAAUCCCAACCAACUACCUCGCAUUGAAUUACUUCUUUUCAAUGAAGUACAAGUGUCUUCUUUUCAAUCUGUACCAUAUCACUUCAUUUCACCAGACUGGUGGCCAAAAUCAGUUUUCGAACAAAUCUUUCCCAAUGGACAAAUAAUGGGCAAUGUUAACUUUAGUUUUGUACGAGUAGCUCAAGUGGAUGGCUUUCUCCUCGGUGAUUACAUAUUGUCACCGAAUAUCGAUCCACGAGCAUGGCUUCCUGCCAGUAAACUAUUUGUUCUCGGCUCUGAAUCAUCACUGCCCAUCGUCGAAACGAAAGCUAUACAACAAGAAACUGAAGCUGAAUGUGUACUCUUCUUUAUUCGAUCAAACGAAAACUGCGAGAGUUUAUUUGGCUGGUUGCUCGAGUUGCGCGGUAUUAUAACUAUCUCAGGACAUCAGCAUGAACACCUUCGUAAGAUUCUUAUACCGCAAAACAUUCAGCGUCGUGUACAGUUUGAUAUGUUUCAACAGUUACUUGGUCUCCCACAGUAA
Rotaria socialis is the source of this 567-nucleotide messenger RNA. The record is from the annotation of a GenBank genome assembly. NCBI's taxonomy places the organism in Eukaryota, Metazoa, Rotifera, Eurotatoria, Philodinida, Philodinidae.